UACUGCUGCAGCUGUCCAUGGUGCGUAGUUGGAGCCAGAGAGGGUCCGGGUACGUGCGAGAUGCAGCCAUAGUCACGCCACACUGUCUAAAAUUACAACCUGCGGGGAUCGUUAGUUUCGCAGUGCAUCAGAGUCGACUGAAAGCUAGGGGACGUGAGGCAUCAUGGCUGAGCACCAGAGGCAGCGCUCUCUGUCCACCGCCGGUGAGUCUCUCUACCAUGUGUUGGGAGUGGAGAAGGUGGCCACAGGGGAUGAUAUUAAGAGAUCUUACAGGAAACUGGCGCUGAAGUUCCACCCUGACAAGAAUCCUGACAAUCCAGAGGCUGCUGAUAAGUUCAAGGAGAUAAACAACGCCCAUGCAAUUCUGAAUGACCCCACAAAGCGUAACAUUUAUGACAAAUAUGGUUCUCUGGGACUAUAUGUGGCUGAGCAGUUUGGAGAGGAGAAUGUCAACACUUACUUUGUCCUUUCUAGCUGGUGGGCAAAGGCUCUGUUUGUAUUCUGCGGCCUGGCCACUGGCUGCUACUUCUGUUGCUGCCUGUGUUGCUGCUGUAACUGCUGCUGUGGAAAAUGUAAACCACGGCCUCGGGAGGGCCAGGACCAGGAGUUUUAUGUGUCCCCUGAGGACCUUGAGGCUCAACUGCAGUCUGAUGAGAGAGUAGAGGCAGGGGGUGAUCCUAUAAUGAUGCAACCAUCAGCUACAGAGACGACCCAGUUAACAUCGGAUGGGUACCACUCCUAUCACACCGACACCGGCUUCAACUAACCCUCCGCCCCCCACCCGAGACAAUCCUGGCCUGCGGUCCUGCCUGCUUCCCUGCUCCACCUCAGUGAGAAGAAAAAAAGAGGGGCAUCCAUCUUUUGAAUUCAGAAAGAAAGCCAUGCAGAUGAGAGGGACUAGUAAGCAUGGCCCAUGAAAGGAACUAAUGAAGUCACACCCCUUACACCCCUCCCUGAUUGGUCCGCAACUUAUCCCCCCUCCCUCCCAGUAGUAGAAGAAAAGAGAAACAAGCUAAAUUGUUUCCUUUUUGUUUCUUCUUUUGUAUUUCUUGGCCUUUAACCACACAGGUCGCCUACCCCCACUUCCCCUCUCCCACAUUUUGCAUCAUGGUGUAGCAUGCACUGUUUAUCAAACAUGGUCUCCAGACUUUCUUUCAUCUUUAGCAACAUUUUUGCUUUGCAAGACUAAUGAUAUAGGUUCAUAAGUACGUGCAAUAUGUUCAAAUGAGUGCUGCUCACUCGGAGCAGGAGGAGGAGGAGGAGGGGUUGAUUAUAUUAUAUGCUAAAGCUAAGGAGAGCCAUGGCUCAGGGAGGUGCAGGUUAGAGAUGACAUGUUUGCUUAGGUGGUCUGUGCCAUCAUUAAAAUUCAAAAAUAGAGUUGUUAUAUAUUUGUGCAAAUUUUACUUCAUGUGUACCGUUUUCGUUAAAACACCACCUGCAGUUGUCGAAACCUAUGGUCUGUCUUUGGCACUGUAUAAGUGUCUUUAGUGUGAGCCCCCGUCGUGUUUUCAUUGGGAAUCAUGAGAUCGUCAUUGAAGACGCAGAGCUUUAUUUGCAGUCAGUCUUUUCAUACUCGGCUGCUGACGUAAUAUUUCUGCUUUAGAUAUUUGAAUUGCUAUUGGCUUUCUUGCACCUGCCUCAGCUCUGUUUUAGUCCAUUCUUGCAGGUCAGAGGCGUUUCUCCUGUUGGUUCUUCAGCACUGAACAGGAUGUGAUAGCAAUUCUUUUCAAGGUAACUUUAAUGCCGUCUCAUAAUUUCUUUGUAUUAUGGCAGGUUUCAGCCCAGGUGGAUGAGCUAAUGUUUCCAGUCAACCCUAACAAGAAUUGGAAUUGCAUUGUUUUUAUUUUUUGUCGACUCUUUCAUAGAGAAUUAUGCUUAAUUGGAGUAUUAUGAUAAAGGGCUGCUGUCUGCUCCACCCAUAAGUUAUUUAAGAGAUGUCAAAACUUAUUGAGAUUGAAGGAUAUUUAUUAAAUCGUAUUGAGGAAAUUCUUGUUUACUUGAUGAUUUAUGAUGAUGCCAAGGAGCUCCGGGUUUUCCAGCUGUUGUUAACAUGUAGAUAUAAUGAUCUCUAGCAGCAGCAGCCCUAGGUCAGAAGUUUUCCGGUUUUGAACUCCAAGCUGUCUUGAAUAUGUUUAGUGGUAAAUGUGCUGUGGGAAAACAUGUGACACUCUUCAUGGCUGGAAAAUAAAGCUGACAUGGGAGUAUGUUAGAUAGUGAGAAAUCUGAGUUUUCAUUGCGUUUUUAGUCCUUGUGUUUUGAACUGAAGUCUGAUGAAUCUGACAUUUUGUCUGAUGCUGUGAUCGUUUAUCAUUGUUGACUUUUUUGAAUCCUUGUUGAGUAAGAAGCUCAUACGGCAUAUCAUAUGUGAGUCAGUGCUACAGGCAGCUCCAAGUUAAAAUGACUCUAGGUUUUUCAUAUUUCUGAACUUGCAUAUAUUGACACACAUUUGCAAAUUUGCCAUAAACAUCUCCGCCACUUUGUCAGUUUUCAUAACUGCUAAUAAUGUGUUUUAAUGGUUUACAAUUGGUGAGCUCCUGUUGCCCACCCUCUGCUAUUAACAGUAUGGAUGUUGACCUCUGUGGCCCUUGUAUGAUGUUUCCUGUAACCCUUGAUUAAACAUAGAUGUUCCCGUCAUGGCUUUUUCAUUAAGAUUCUGAAAAAUGCUACUGUAAAUGUUCUAAGUUGAAUGCACUGUGUGUUUAAAAAAACUAUGAUAGAUCAAUGAUCAGGAAAUGACUCCAUAAAAAUACAACAUAUUGUAUAGUGUAAUUAUAGUGAAAUGGUUAUAUGAUGCAUUUUUGGACUUUUAUUUAUUUCAUACUUCGUCAUGUGUCAAAUGAUGAUCGGCUAUAAUUUAACUGGUAUGGUGUUGUAAUGUAACCAUUACAUUUGGCGGGGAAUGGUUUAAUGGUUCAGGUUGCUUGUACAUACACUUGGCCCAUAAAAAGUAUAAACCUUAACGUUUCUGUUGUAGCAUGGUAAUUGUGUGUCUGGAGGAAAACAAGUGGAUCAUUGAUCUGAUUUGCUGUUGUUGAAUAAAUGUUCCUGAACAUUG
Messenger RNA from Labrus bergylta (ballan wrasse), 3055 nucleotides. It is a transcript of the gene dnajc5aa, whose product is annotated as DnaJ (Hsp40) homolog, subfamily C, member 5aa. Gene Ontology annotation, biological process: regulation of synaptic vesicle cycle. The record is from RefSeq and is a predicted model, not a curated record. Gene Ontology annotation, cellular component: intracellular membrane-bounded organelle; membrane; presynapse. NCBI's taxonomy places the organism in Eukaryota, Metazoa, Chordata, Actinopteri, Labriformes, Labridae.